UGAAGUUUCACUAUCUUUGGGUUUAAUUGCUAUAUUUCUUUUAAUUAGUUGACACUUGCAUUGAUAUUUUGUUUUCUAAUGCAAUGAUAUUAAGUGUGACUUAAGUGUGCAAAUGCUUUCUAAAGCCAUUGUAUAUUUGCACAGCUUAUUUGUCAUGCAUUUACAACCACAGUUAGAUUUUAAAACAGCUGGACCACAAAACCAAUCUUAAAUAGCAUGAGUAUAUUUGUAGCAAUAGCCAACAAUACAUUGCAUGGGUCAACAUUAUCGAUUUUUCUUUUAUGCACAAAAAUCAUUAGGAUAUUAAGGAAAGAUCAUGUUCCAUGAAGAUAUUUUGUAAAUUGCCUACUGUAAAUAUAUCAAAACUUAAUUUUUAAUUAGUGAUAUGCAUUGCUAAGAAUGUCAUUUGGACAAAUUUAAAGGUGAUUUUCUCAAUAUUUUGAUUUUUUUGCACCCUCAGAUUCCAGAUUUUCAAAUAGUUGUAUCUCGGCCAAUUAUUGUCCUAUCCUAACAAACCAUGCAUAAUGGAUUGCGUAUUUAUAAAUAUUAUUUUUUAUUUUUUUUAAUUGACCAUUAUGACUGGUUUUGUGGUCCAGGGUCACAAUUAUGAUUCUUUUUUUCAGUUAUAUCAAAUAAAACAUUAUGGAUGCAUUUAUGGCUGUAAAGCGAGUAUGUAUUAUGAAAAAGUUAAUGAACCUGAUCAUGUCUGUCAAACUAACACUCAUCUUUCGACUCAGGUGGGGAUCUAUGUGUUCCAGCUGAUGGAUCAUUAUACGGCUAUCGUGUCUAUCAUGUUCCUGGCGUUUUUUGAAGUGAUUGGUGUUUGUUGGCUUUAUGGUGUAAAGCGUUUGUCCAGUAAUCUAGAGGAGAUGACAGGAAAGAGACCCAACAUUUUCUUCAGGGUCUGCUGGUGGGUCAUUUGUCCUGUUUUGAUAACCGUUAUCCUGGUGUUCUCGGUGAUUCAGUUUAAGCCAGCGCGUUAUGAGAACUACGUUUACCCGCCGUGGGCUCAGGGUGUCGGAUGGCUCAUCGCUCUGGCGUCCAUCAUCUGGAUUCCUAUUGCAGCAGUGCACAAGUUCUGGGUUCUGCCCGGAUCCUUCACCGAGGUAAUUUACACUUUAUGCUUUGGAAGUGAAAUGUCAUGGGUUAUUGGCUGAAACUAUUAAUAUAGGGCUGGGCGAUAUGGCCAAAAAAUGAUCAUGAUCAUUUUUUUUUCAUAUCACUCUAUAUCGAUAAUUAUCAUGAUAAAUGUC
Messenger RNA from Labeo rohita (rohu), 1253 nucleotides. Its product is annotated as sodium-dependent dopamine transporter. The transcript has 3 exons. Bases 576 to 1157 code for a protein of 193 amino acids. NCBI's taxonomy places the organism in Eukaryota, Metazoa, Chordata, Actinopteri, Cypriniformes, Cyprinidae. Gene Ontology annotation, cellular component: membrane. The record is from RefSeq and is a predicted model, not a curated record. Gene Ontology annotation, biological process: sodium ion transmembrane transport.